AUGACUCCAAUUAGAUGUAACAAGAAUAAAAAGGAUAAGAAUGUCUUGGUAACUCCUCCAUCCAGACCUCCCCGUAACCAAAAAUACCUAAAUGCGGGUCUAUUACGAGGAAAAACACCGAGUGAGGUAGCCUUAAUUAUCCGCGAACCUAGAGAACCAUGUGUUGAUUCCUUUGUAUCGUCUUCUUCAUCAUCUUUUGUUGUAUCUACAACCCCAAGCGAUGAAGAAUUAGAAGUCGCGGAACAUGAAGAAUUAGAAGUAGGUGAAUAUGAUGCUUAUGAUGAUGAGGAGAUGGUGAUCAAGAUUGAGGAAGAGGGGGAUCAAGGUAAUGAUGAGGAUGAGGAUGAAAAUGGUGGUGGUAGCAGUGAUGAAGAGGAUGAUGAGGAUGAUGGAAAUGGAGAAGUCAUAGAAUCUGAGAAAAGUCGCAUGUAUGCUGAGUACUGCCAACACAUUGAAAAUCCACAAGCAAAGAAAAUGUUCGCUGAUCUGGAAAAGCAAUGUAAGAGGACAAGGAGAACAGAUAUCCAACUAACACAAGAACGUGCUCAAAAGGGAUAUGGUGAUGUUCAAGGUAGUGGAGAAGAAGGUAGUUCUCAAAGGGGCAGUCCUGGACAAGGUCCUUCAAAGAAAAGUCGGACAUCAUCAAGUCAGGGAAGUCAGAGAGGUCGAGGCGGAGGUCGAGGUCGAGGUGGUUGUAGAGAGUGA
Papaver somniferum (opium poppy) is the source of this 705-nucleotide messenger RNA. RefSeq names its product chromatin modification-related protein EAF7-like. The transcript has 4 exons. The record is from RefSeq and is a predicted model, not a curated record. Lineage: Eukaryota; Viridiplantae; Streptophyta; Magnoliopsida; Ranunculales; Papaveraceae. The coding region runs from base 1 to 705 and encodes 234 amino acids.